CAUGAAACUAUUACUGCUUCUGUCUUGUACUGUGGUCACUUUUUGUGUCCCAACAAGUCGCCGGUUUGAUAAUGAGAAAGUCUUCCAAGUUACACCUAAAAAUGAAAAUGAAGUGGAUUUCAUUAAACAUUUGGCCAAAAGAAUGAAGCUCAAUUUCUGGAAGCCCGAAUCAUUUCACCAUGUGAGCCUGAAGACCAGUGUGCACUUCCAUGCCAAUGCGGAACAGUCUAAAACUAUUGUGGAUCUCUUUCAGCAGAAACAAAUUGAAUACAAAGUUCUUUUCCAUAAUCUACAAGAAGUAAUUGAAAACCAAUUUAAUAAAGGUGGCAAAUAUCAGAAGGUCUUCACUCGCUACUAUGAGUGGAAAGAGAUUGCUCUGUGGCUUUAUUCUGUAUCAUUAAAAUAUCCAAAGCUGGCAUCCUUAGAACUGAUUGGUGAGACAUUUGAGGGGCGUGCUAUGCCUGUUCUGAAGAUUGGGAAUCGAAAGUCGGCCAAGAAGGGCAUUUUUCUAGAAUGUGGAGCCCAUGCGCGAGAAUGGAUCUCACCCGCCUUCUGCCAGUGGUUUGUGGAUGAGGCACUAAGAACAUAUGGAAAAGACAAAGCUAUGACUAAACUGCUAGACAGUCUGACCUUCCAUGUCUUGCCUGUAUUUAACAUUGAUGGCUAUGUUUGGUCUUGGACAAAUGACCGUAUGUGGAGAAAGAACAGAGCUCCAACAUCUGAUAAUGAAUGUGUUGGCACAGACCUCAACAGGAACUUUAAUGUAUCAUGGGGUGGAAUUGAUUAUGAUGAUGACCCAUGUAGUGCAGUCUAUCCUGGGAGCGCACCAGAAUCUGCACCAGAGACACAAGCUGUAACUGCCUAUAUUCGUGAGCAUCUUUCAUCGUUAAAAGCAUACAUAAGUGUCCACGCUUUCUCACAGUUACUGAUGUACCCCUAUGGAUAUACCUCCAAACUGCCACCAAAUCAUGAGAAACUGGAUCAGAUAGCAAAAUCUGCAGUGGAAUCACUACACAGCCUGUAUAAUACCAGUUACAAGUACGGACCAAUAGCUACUACAAUUUACCCAGCUUCUGGCUCAUCUAUUGACUGGUCCUAUGAUGAAGGAAUUAAAUAUGCAUUUGCCUUUGAGUUGCGUGAUAAAGGACGAUAUGGUUUUCUGCUCCCUGAACAUGCUAUAAUACCGACCUGCAGAGAGACUAUGCUGGCUGUGAAACAAAUUGCCAACAAUAUUAUUGACCUGUUAACUUAAAUGAAUGUCUUCAAUGUCUAAAUACAAGCUGUAUGUACAGACAGCAAAUAAAA
Molecule: messenger RNA, 1305 nt
Organism: Pseudophryne corroboree (corroboree frog)
Lineage: Eukaryota; Metazoa; Chordata; Amphibia; Anura; Myobatrachidae
Product: mast cell carboxypeptidase A-like
Exons: 11
Coding region: 2-1252 (416 amino acids)
Biological process (GO): proteolysis
Molecular function (GO): zinc ion binding; metallocarboxypeptidase activity
Source: RefSeq, a predicted model, not a curated record